Molecule: messenger RNA, 2968 nt
Organism: Pongo pygmaeus (Bornean orangutan)
Lineage: Eukaryota; Metazoa; Chordata; Mammalia; Primates; Hominidae
Product: golgin subfamily A member 6-like protein 7
Exons: 10
Coding region: 3-2129 (708 amino acids)
Cellular component (GO): cis-Golgi network; Golgi apparatus
Molecular function (GO): protein binding
Source: RefSeq, a predicted model, not a curated record
CAAUGCUAGAGGGACCAAGAUUUCCAUUUGCCUGUGCUCCUUCUGAUGCCAUCUUUACUCUCCAGUUGAGAGACCAUCAUGCCCAGACCAGCCCUAGUGUUGGUGCAGGAGCAAGCGACGCCAAAAAGAAGAAAAUAAAUAAUGGCACUAACCCUGAGACAACCACUUCUGAUGGUUGCCACUCACCUGAGGAUAAACAACAGAACCGAGCUCAGCUGAAAGAAGAAAAGAAGGCGAGCCAUCAACACCAGCAAGCCCUAAGGAGGCAGCUAGAGGCCCAGGAUCAUACCAUAGAAAUCCUUAUGUGUCAGAAAAUUGAACUGGAGACAGUGCUCUAUUACAGCCAGGAUGCUGCCGGGAAAUUUGAAGGAGAGUCCCAUUAUCUGGCAGACCACCUGCAUCAUUCCUGGCACUUUGAAGGAGAGUUACAGCCGGCUCUCUCCUCUGUGUCCAUACAGCACAAGAAGGCAGACAGGUACAUCGAGGAGUUAACAAAUGAGAGGGACACCAUGAGUCUGGAGCUGUAUAGGAACAUCAUAACCAAUGAGGAGCUGAAGGAGAAAAAUGCCAAACUACAAGAAAAACUUCGACUCGUAGAAUCUGAAAAGUCUGAGAUCCAGCUCCACACCAAGGGGCUAAAAAGGAAGCUGGAGAAGGACAAAAUCCUGCUGCCACAGGUUCAAACCAACACUUUGCAGGAGGAGAAGAUGUGGAGGCAGGAGGAGAAGCUACAGGAUCAGAAGGAGAAGAUACAGAAGAAGGAGGGGAAGCUACAGGAUCAGGAGGAGAAGAUACGGAAGCAGGAGGAAAAGAUGUGGGAGCAGGAAAAGGAGCUGCAGGAUCAGGAAAAGAAGAUGAAGGAGCAGGAGCAGCAGAUGAGGGAGCAGGAGAAGAAGAUGUGGGAGCAGGCAGAGAAGAUUUGGGAGCAGGAGGAGAAGAUGUGGAGACAGGAGGAGAGGCUGUGGCAGCAGGAGAAGCAGAUGUGGGAGGAGGAGGAGAAGAUGUGGGAGCAGGAGAAGAAGAUGUGGAGACAGGAGGAGAAGCUGCAGAAGCAGGAGAAGGAGGUGCAUGAGCUGGAGGAGCAGAUGCGGAAGCAGGAGGUGCAGAUGCGGAAGCAGGAGGAGCAGAUGAGGAAGCAGGAGGAGCAGAUGAGGAAGCAGGAGGAGCAGAUGCGGAAGCAGGAGGAGCAGAUGAGGAAGCAGGAGGUGCAGCUGUGGAAGCAGGAGAAGGAGCUGCGUGAGCUGGAGAAGCAGAUGCGGAAGCAGGAGGAGCAGAUGAGGAAGCAGGAGGAGCAGAUGCAGAAGCAGGAGGAGCAGGCGUGGAAGCAGGAAGAGCAGAGGCCCGAGCUGGAGGUGCAGAUGCGGAAGAAGGAGGAGAAGAUUUGGAAGCAGGAGGAGCAGAUGCAGAAGCAGGAGGAGCAGAUGAGGAAGCAGGAGGAGCAGAUGCGGAAGCAGGAGAAGGAGCUGCGUGAGCUGGAGAAGCAGAUGUGGAAGAAGGAGAAGCAGAUGGGAGAGGUGGAGGAGCAGAUGUGGAAGCAGGAGGAGCAGAUGCACGAGCUGGAGGAGCAGAUGCGGGAGCAGGAUGAGAGGCUGCGAUUGAAGGAGGAGAGGCUGUGGGAUCAGGAUGAGAAGAUGCUCGAGGAGGAGGAGAAGAUAUGGAUACAGGAGGAAAGGCUUCGGGAGCAGGAAAAGGAGCUGCGGGAGAAGGAAGAGGAGAUGCAGAAGCAGGAGAAGAUGUGGGGGCAGGAGGAGAAGAUGCGGGAGGAGGAGAAGAAGAUGCGGGGGCAGGAGGAGAAGAUGCGGGAGAAGGAGAGGAUGGGAGAGCAGGAGGAGAAGAUGCGGGAGAAGGAGAGGAUGGGAGAGCAGGAGGAGAAGAUGCAGGAGGAGCGGUGCUCAGAGCCCUGCCUCCCUCCCUCCAAAGACCUUUCUGAUAGGAGCCACCCUGGCAGCGUGGAGCCUGCACGAGAGGCCGGGAAGGGUUAUUCCCAUGACAACUGCACUGCACAGCAGAUCAUGCAGCUGCUUGGUGGAAGGAAGAACGCCCAGGAGCGCCCAGUCUUAGGCAGCACCUCCUGCAUCCCAUUCUUCUACCGAGGAGAUAAGAAAAAGAUGAAGAUCAUCAAUAUCUAAAAGCCGGCACUGUCAACAAGGCCUACAGAAGUGUAAGCCGCCGUGGAACUUUGUGAAUAUAGUCUGAGAACAAACUUGAAAAAAAGAAAAAAAAAGAAAAUUUAUUCUAAAUUGUGGCAAAAUACUCACCUGGCAUGGUCGCCCACACUUGUAAUCGCAGCACUUUGGGAGGCCUAGGUGGGUGGAUCACCUUAAGUCAGGAGUUCAAGACCAGCCUGGCCAACAUGAUGAAACCCCGUUAAAAAAGUUAGCUGGGCAUGGUUGCACACACCUGUAAUCCCGGCUACAUGGGAGGCUGAGGUUGCAGUGAGUCUACAUCACACCACUGCACUCCAGUCUGGGUGACAGAGUGAGACUACACCUCAAAAAAAAAAAAAAAAGUUUCUACCUGAGGACUAUAAUAUCUAUGUACGUUUCUAUUGUUUUUUUUCUUGGUCUUUCUCGUUUAGUCCUGUGUUGUCUUGUCUUAUGGCAUGCCUAGUAAACUUUUAUCUGCCUCCAGAGAGUAGUGACUUUGACUUUAUGGCACACAAUUGGAGUAAGAGCAGACCGCCUUCAUCUGGUUUGGGACUAAGCUAGUUCAAAGCAGGUUUUAGGUUUCAUGACAUUUGGUCUAUGUUUUAUUCAUUUGGACUCCUAGGGGUGGCCCUUCCAGGGUCCCCACCAAGGUCCCAUCUCCUUCCUGGGACCCAAAUUCUCAUUAGGUCAUUUCAGCCCUGUGAGAGUGCCAAACAGUCAGCUAGGCUCUCCAGCCUCUUAACUAUCACUUCACACUCAGUUUCUUAGCCUCUUAGACCUCUACUGUUGAACAAUCAUCAAAUGUGGGAAAAGCACUACAG